AUGCAGUCUGUGAUUGUUGUAACAGUAGCUUUGUUAGGGUGGGCCACAGCGCAAGAUGAUUGCAUGCCGAAGCCAGGAGACAAGCAAGUUCAUCCCUACGACUGCUGUAAGUUCGCCAACAUAAUCCCAGAAGGGAUGAAAACAUCUGCAGAUAAGUGCAUACAGAAGUUUCCUCCACCUCCCAGACCGUCUGGCCCACCUCCUACAGGAGCACCAAUGCAGGAUCCUGCAAUGAAACGUUCUCACGCCUGUCUUGGAGAAUGCAUAUUCUCAGAGAGUGGACUCCUCACCUCAGACAAAACUCUGGACAGACCUGCUGUCAUGAAGUAUUUUGCGACAACUGACAAGGACUUCAGCCCCAUCAUUUCCACUGCUCUCAACAAGUGCCUCGGCUCCUACCAGGGUGACAUUGACCAGAGCCUUGAGUGUAAGAGUGGGGCUGCAGAAUUCAAGAAAUGCCUCUCCAGAGAGGUUUUCCUCAAUUGUCCCAGCAACUUGUGGACCUCUUCCAGCGAAUGUGGAGAUCUCAAGAGUAAAGUCAACAAGUGCCCGCAGAUGCCUGUUCAUAUGAUGGUUGGAGGUCCACGUCCACAAUAAUUUUCAAUUAUAGGUACAAUCUUCAUAUUUCUCACCAGAUUUUUUUAGUUUCACUAAAACUAUUAUUGAUAAAUAAGUAAAAAAAUACUGUGUAACUUUAUCAAACCUGUUAUAAUUUCUAAAUUUUAUAUUAUUUAAAAUAAUAAUGUUGAUAUGCUGAA
Molecule: messenger RNA, 758 nt
Organism: Homalodisca vitripennis (glassy-winged sharpshooter)
Lineage: Eukaryota; Metazoa; Arthropoda; Insecta; Hemiptera; Cicadellidae
Product: general odorant-binding protein 67-like
Exons: 1
Coding region: 1-597 (198 amino acids)
Molecular function (GO): odorant binding
Source: RefSeq, a predicted model, not a curated record